AUGACCACAGAGUGGACAGUAAUAUUGGCCCUGUCUCUGACGGUCAACGGGUGUGUUUUAAUACAUUGUUUGUGUCUAAAGGGACGUUCAUACCUGGCAAGGAAAUGCUGCUGUAACAAAUAUAAUUUACUCAUCGUCGCCAGCCAGGUAUAUGCGGAUAAGCCGGAACACUUAGCCAGAAGAGUGACGGAACAGUUGGUGCUGGUGGUCGCUGUUGUCUUUAGUUUGGUCCUUAUAAGUGUGUCUGGUGUUCUGUCUUCACCCUUCCAGAGCAAAAUUGACCCCGCCUUUAAAGACGCUGUCCAGGUCGCUCUGGCCAUCUAUCUUGGCAAGUAUGUGUAUGUGAUAGCCCAACAUAUUUAUAUACCGAAGCCCACAAACAUGGCACGUCUGCGCAUCGACAUAGUCCAUCACGUUACAACUGUUGUCUGCUACUCAAUUUUUGUGAUAUAUAUGCAGAAUUUACUUUUAGCUCUUGUUGGCAUCACUAUGGAGAUGAAUACGACGGUCAUCGAAUUUGCCCGAACAGCUAAAGACAUGAACGAGAAUAAGACAAGUUUUUAUCGGAAGUUAAGCAUCGUUGGUUGUGUCGUCACGUCUAUUUUCCGAGGAGCAGUGCCGUUUGUGUUUCUGGUAUUAUGUAUUUGUCGAGAAACGCCAUUCAGCAUGAAGUAUGCGCCGCUAACGGCUUUCUUUGUAAGUUUAAUAUUUUUUUCUGUGAUUAAUGUUUGGUUAAUACUUAAUUCAGUUCAGAGACUAUAUAAUGUGUACAGCUACCACAGCAUGGGUUUGACCGGAAGUGACGAUUAUACCCGACCCACGUGUGCACCAGGAACCACAAAUGUUGAUAUGAGAAACAACAAUUUAGGAUAUGUACGAAGCUAUGACAAUAGAAAUAUUUCUACUUGUGAGGAUGAAAAACUUAAUAUUAAUAAGAAGAAUUUUACAAAAGAGUCGAUCCGACUACCAUUUGCAUUGCACGUGGACAAGAUGAUUGAUAAUUGUUCUCUGGUUUUUACGAGUUCCCAAGACGAGGAAGAUGAGAAUCAUAUAAACGAUAGAAUAAAUGCUUCUAUAAUUCGAAACAAUAUCGGGACUUUAAGACAAAGCAAUGAUUCCACCACUUCGGACAUAUCUGGUGAUUACAUGGUGGCAGUUUUACCCGAACUUAAUAACAUUCAAUGUACGUCGCACCCAUUAUUGAAUUCAACGGCAGGUGAAAGGGCAAGUGAUCACGUGACGUAUGUAAUGCCUAACCUGCCGAUUGGCGCUGACAAGAGUCCUUCUGUAGAAGCGGACGGCGUAUCUAGUGACGCGAGCAGUUAAUCACGUGUUAAAGUAUUUCAUAUAAUUUUUAUUAUGUUUUAAGUCCACUUGCACUGA
Molecule: messenger RNA, 1383 nt
Organism: Ylistrum balloti
Lineage: Eukaryota; Metazoa; Mollusca; Bivalvia; Pectinida; Pectinidae
Exons: 2
Coding region: 1-1326 (441 amino acids)
Cellular component (GO): membrane
Source: RefSeq, a predicted model, not a curated record